AUGUUUGACAUCUACGACCGCGCAUCCCAAUGCGUGUGCUACGUCGGCGAGCACAGCGACGAGACCGAUACGGCGCUGGACUUUGUUAAGCCGAUGGACCAGCUCAAGAUCGAGAUGAAUGAGAAGGGUCAGUACGACAUCGGGAAAGAGGGGAACAAGACUGGUCCAGAUAUCUAUCUUGCGCGUUGUGCGGCUUUAUACAAGUUCAUGUGCCGUCCGUACUUCAGACGAGUCUGGGUCGUCCAAGAAGUUGCCAUCUCGUCAGAUCCCGCAGUGGUAUUGGACAACCGCAAAGCCGUCACAUUCGGGUCCCUCGACGCCGCCGCGUACAACUUGCAAGCCAUGAUUUCUUUCAACCCCGUUCUCAGAACGCAGAUGAUGAGGGCAGACCCGCAGCUAUACCAGUUUGGUCUGUCGUACGACGAGCUCAUCUUUAUCCCUUGGUCAAGACAGCACGGAAGUCUCAAUAUCAUCGCCGCCCCUGAGCCAUGGCAUAACGUCGAUAACUACAGUCUGGUGCCGUCGUGGUGUCCCGAUUGGACCUUCUCAGCAGCCACAAGCUGCCUCGUCCGUCGAGAGAGUAUCCCCGUGAGGCCUAUGAUGCGGAUGGACGACUUGGACGGCGAGCUGUACUCCGCUGAUGGAGGAAUUGGACAGCUUCGCGACUUUGAAAAACUCUUCAGCUUCAACAAGAGCAUUCUCAACUAUCGCGGCGGCAUCCUAGACGAGAUUGAUGAAAUCAUCGAAGACCCAGGGAGGAUCCCCUCAGGACACAUAUUCCAGCCACCGGAUCCAGACGCAUUCUACAAGUUCCAAGAGUAG
This is a messenger RNA of Colletotrichum chrysophilum, 822 nucleotides long. RefSeq lists its product as uncharacterized. The transcript is spliced from 2 exons. The record is from RefSeq and is a predicted model, not a curated record. NCBI's taxonomy places the organism in Eukaryota, Fungi, Ascomycota, Sordariomycetes, Glomerellales, Glomerellaceae. The coding region runs from base 1 to 822 and encodes 273 amino acids.